Molecule: messenger RNA, 309 nt
Organism: Gregarina niphandrodes
Lineage: Eukaryota; Apicomplexa; Conoidasida; Eugregarinorida; Gregarinidae
Product: ribosomal protein S25
Exons: 1
Coding region: 1-309 (102 amino acids)
Cellular component (GO): cytosolic small ribosomal subunit
Molecular function (GO): structural constituent of ribosome
Source: RefSeq, a predicted model, not a curated record
AUGCCGACCAAGGAGAAGAAAACCAAGGCCCAAAUUGCCCAGGCUGCGGCUGCCGGUUCUCGUGCCAGAAAGAAGGUCAAGGCCCGGAAGGUCGAGAAGGUCCGCAACGCCGUCUUCUUCGACGAAGCUUCUUACAAGAAGCUCGAAACGGAAGUUCCCCGCAUGAAGGUCAUUACUCCCUACGUCGUGUCCGACCGCUUGAAGAUCACCGUCUCGUUGGCCCGCAAGGGUCUCCGCGAGUUGGAGUCCAAGAACCUUAUCAAGAGAGUCUCGGACUACGAGUCGUCCAUGAUUUACACUCGCGCAUAA